AUGGCAUCCAAAUUCAAAUCACAUACGCACAAAGCUUCAUCUACACAACGAAGGGUAAAUCCUAUAAAUCAUUUUAAUGUAAUAAUUCGUAAACAAGUUUCAGGGGCUCAACAAGAUUUGUCUUAUUGGAACUGUAAAUUGAAAUUAUCGACCAGUUGUCCUAAUUCUGAUGUGACAUUUUUUUUGUACACUAGUGGCCGUACAAAGCGACGAUUUCAUAUAGACUUGAAAAAUAAACAACCUUUGCACUACAGUGGAUGGAAUCCCAACAAAUUGAACGUUAUAAUUAUUCACGGCUUCAACGGUGCGGAAAAUCAAAAUCAUAUGACAAUCAUUAGAAACGCGUAUCUAAAACGUGGAGACUUUAACGUGUUCACUGUAGACUGGAUGCCUUUGACAAGGUACCCUUGUUACCUGUCAUCGUUGAGCAACAUGCGCUUAGUAAGUCUAUGUGCUGCUCAAUUCUACUCCCAUCUUACAUACUCCGGUGCUUCCGCUUUUAAUAUACACUGUGUUGGACAUAGUUUAGGCGCACACUUAUGCGGAAUGAUUAGUAACCAUUUGACAUUAAGACAGCACAAAAUCAUCGGGUUAGAUCCGGCGAGACCUCUCGUGUCAAUGUUUUCGUCGGACGAAUUCCGUUUGACAAGAGACGACGCCAACGUGGUCGAAAUAAUACACACCAACAUUGGAAUGUACGGAGAUACACCACGAACUGGAGAUGUAGACUUUUGUGUAAACGGAGGUCGCCUACAACCCGUUUGCUCUAGAGAAUCCAAUAUUAUCCGACAAGGUCGGUGUAGUCAUUUAACGAGCACUUGUUACUUUGCGGAAUCGCUCGUCAAGAACCGAGUUCAUUUCCUCGGUAUUCCUUGUACGGAUUCCUGCGACACAUUACUUCUCCCGAAAAAUUCAAAACAGAUUGUAUUCGUACCCAUGGGCUUGCACACUCCAGAAAGGACAAAAGGUACUUUCUGUGUUCAGUACAAAAUUAGCCGAAAAACUUGUCCAUUCGAGUAGUAAGUAGAAAAACCUUUUCCUUA
Molecule: messenger RNA, 1043 nt
Organism: Adelges cooleyi (spruce gall adelgid)
Lineage: Eukaryota; Metazoa; Arthropoda; Insecta; Hemiptera; Adelgidae
Product: phospholipase A1 VesT1.02-like
Exons: 8
Coding region: 1-1020 (339 amino acids)
Molecular function (GO): lipase activity
Source: RefSeq, a predicted model, not a curated record